UCGGACAAGGGGGUUUCAUAGAUUGUACAUGGGAUAAUAGACACAACGAUGAUGACGGACGAGACGAGUAUCAACUACAGGCGGCGUAGUUGCCGCAGCCGUGAUCUAAUGCGUGGAAGCCAUACGUAUCUCGAUGGAACUCUGACAGUUUCUGAGCAUGCGCGUCCAGGUUGUGUUGAGGGGAUUCGUGGUUGGUCGGGUCCAUGGCGACGUCGUCACUACUGUCGUCGAUCUGUUGAACAACGUCGACGGACAUGUAGUUGCUCUUGCGUUUCCUCAGCCCUUCCUUGUACUGGUGGUCCGUCGGACAUGAUGAUCGUGGUGGCGCUGGCCUGGUCGACAUACUCCUGACGUCCACACCGUCGACGUACAUGAUGUGGCAGUUGGUGCUGUCGAGAGUUUGUAGUUUCUGUCGAGUUUUCAUGUGGUGUCGCAGCAGGUCCUUUGGUUGAGGUGAUGUGGGCGGCGUGGUAGGCUGGACGAAUGUAAGGCUCGCAAUAUGCACCGACGGAGACGACGACGAUGCAGGUGUCGUUCGCUCUGGUGCUUGGACGCCGCCGCGGGAAUGGUCAAAUCCGAUGUUGUUGAGUUGUUUUCGCAGCAGCGUGAGUGAGUAUUCCUCCGAUGGCGGCACCAUCACGAGGACGUCGUCGUCCCGAGAACACUUGACGUUGAGGCUAGCAGCACGGCUGAAGACGGCGCUCGCGUUGGCGUCGCUGAUAGGUGACGUGACAGCGGCGAUGACGGCAGUGGCGGGGCUGUGUCUGAACAUGCCGUCGCAAUUGUCUGUGGUUGUCCCAGCCCCAGAUCCCUGUGAAAGGUCGUU
Aphanomyces astaci is the source of this 826-nucleotide messenger RNA. RefSeq lists its product as hypothetical. Bases 49 to 351 code for a protein of 100 amino acids. The record is from RefSeq and is a predicted model, not a curated record. The transcript has a single exon. NCBI's taxonomy places the organism in Eukaryota, Oomycota, Saprolegniomycetes, Saprolegniales, Verrucalvaceae.